ACUACCUUAACCUGUAAGGAUGUAUGUUUGCUGAAGGAAUCACACCGGGACGCCCGCUGUUGCCAAAACUGGGACACCGACCACUGCGAACGAACACCUGCCGAUGGGUCUUUCUGUCCACCUGGUUACAUCGCUGACCCAGACACUAAAGACUGCAAGCACGUAUGCAGCACAAUGCAUGCCAAAGAUAUAUGCGAUCAUGGAUGUACGCAGCUGGCUGAAGAUAAGGCUGACUAUACCUGUGACUGCAGCCCCUCACAGCAACUCGCAAAUGACGGCAUCUCCUGUGUUGAGAGAACGAAAUGUCGUGAAGAGGACGUCAUCAAAUGCGAGAGUGAACAAAAAACAUGCUUCUACGACAAAGGAAAGGCAGUGUGUCUUUGUCCAGACUACACCGUAGAAAUUAACGGCACUUGCAUUGACUCAUGCACAUCAGCAAAACAAAGCGAGUGUUCAUCCAUCUUCGGGGAAUGCAAGAUCGAAAACCAUAACGAGACGUGCUCGUGCAUUCCGCCCCUUCGUUGGCAUGACGACGAAAAGAAGUGCUUUUUAGAGAAGAUACAUAAGUACGUUACCAGCUUUCGAGUGAACGAUACAAACUCUCCGAGUGCAGAGUACGCUGCUGGUGAUUGCGGUGACAAGCACGACAUGGUGGAGCAAGCGAUGCAGAUAGUGUACGGAGUUUCGCUGACUGGCGUACGCAUUCUUCAGUGUUCUGAUGAGUACAAGGUUGAGCUCAACUUUGGAAGCGAACCCCCCGGUGUACUGCUUGACAAAAUCCGCACCUGUGAGCAUCCCGACGGAAAUGAUGACUGCUUCUUCCCGCCAGCUCUGCACAUCGUCAAGGACAGUGUCUCCGAUGUCAAAGAGGAAGAUCUCUGCGAAACUUACCUUACUGACAACCUAAACUAUCUGAAAGGACUCUACGUGUGUAAAAAAGAAGAUAAUGGACGUUAUGCCCUGCAUUGCUCGGAAAGAUACCAAGCCAUGGCGUCUUUCAGCCAGGGCAUGCUGGAUAUCGACAUAUGCACAGAGCAAAAAUGCGAGCUCUACUGCACGGGUCCGGAACGUCAGUGCGUGGAAGGGAAAUGCGUGUGCCACGUGAACUAUUACAAGAACGCCGAGGGCGUGUGUGUCCCUCAGUGCUCUAGGAAACCAUGCAAAAAUGGUGGCACUUGCGAAACUGGAGUGAAGACAUCCUUCUACUGCAGUUGUCCACCGUACUUCACGGGGCCGACGUGCGAAAUUCCAUUUCAAGCAUACGCUGACACACAGAAAAAGCUGACUGCAGUGGGCGUUGUUCUGAGUGUGCUCAUCGUGAUCUGUAUUGGUGCCGCAGCCGUUGUUAUACGACGAAUAAAGAACAGGAACUCACCAUGCGAGGAGAUGUAACAUAGUACGAAAAAGACAUUCUCGGAAACAAGGCAUCCAAGUCAAGUCAAGGCACGUAUGAUACGUGCUGGAUCUCAACCGCAGCACCAUGCUCACGAUAAUAAACACAAUUUU
Molecule: messenger RNA, 1506 nt
Organism: Rhipicephalus sanguineus (brown dog tick)
Lineage: Eukaryota; Metazoa; Arthropoda; Arachnida; Ixodida; Ixodidae
Product: glycoprotein antigen BM86-like
Exons: 14
Coding region: 175-1392 (405 amino acids)
Source: RefSeq, a predicted model, not a curated record